Aspergillus nomiae NRRL 13137 is the source of this 546-nucleotide messenger RNA. RefSeq lists its product as uncharacterized. The coding region runs from base 1 to 546 and encodes 181 amino acids. The record is from RefSeq and is a predicted model, not a curated record. The transcript has a single exon. Lineage: Eukaryota; Fungi; Ascomycota; Eurotiomycetes; Eurotiales; Aspergillaceae.
AUGGAGAGAUCCGAACUUGUGUUGUUCGUUGCGCGGGCCGACUGCGAAGAAGAAGGGUGGCAGGAAUUUCUAAACCAUAGCUUGUCAUACACACGUGCCGCGUACGUGAACCACUAUGGCCCUCUUUCUGAAGAACUGCCGUUUCUCGUCUUCGCCCAAUCCUCCACCAGGAAAUUCGCUUCCGAUACCGUACCAAGCACUAUAGCCGAACUCCUUGCCACGGGCAAGGAGACCGGGCUACCCGUUGUCAUCGUGAUGAAUGGGUGGGACGGCCUUACUACGAAUCCAGUUGUGAUGUUCAACCUCUUUGGGCCAUGGAUUAAUGAUGUCGACAUAUCUCUUCGCGUAUUCGCGGGCGAACCGCGCACAUUCUUUGGCGUUUCUGUGGUGCAUGUGAUAGAGGCUUUGCGAGGGGAUCAUGAUGAUGAUGAGGCUCCCGAUCUUCCUUACGACACACAACUCUUCCUCGACAAAUUUCAUGCACUUCACUACAUGGGCAUCACCGGAAAUCUAAGCCCACCAAGUGCUGCGGCGUUUAGACAGUAG